AUGAAGGAGACAGGCGGUGACCACUCUGCGAGAGAGGGGCUGGGCAGUUUGACCUUACCAAGAUGGCCGGCCUGUGAGGCCCACGGCCUGGGCAGCUUGACCUCACCAAGAUGGCCGGCCUGUGAGGCCCACGGCCUGGGCAGUUUGACCUCACCAAGAUGGCCGGCCUUCACAUCCUAUUGGUUCGUUGGGCGAGGAGGGAGAUUUGAUUCUGGGGGCUCUGAAGAAAACGGAAAAAGGUUCGAGAACGUUCGAGCGGGAGGAGAGGCCGAGGCCCGGGGCCUUGUCCGAGCGGGAGGAGGGCCCGGGGCCUUGUCCGAGCGGGAGGAGAGGCCGAGGCCCGGGGCCUUGUCCGAGCGGGAGGAGAGGCCGAGGCCCGGGGCCUUGUCCGAGCGGGAGGAGAGGCCGAGGCCCGGGGCCUUGUCCGAGCGGGAGGAGGGCCCGGGGCCUUGUCCGAGCGGGAGGAGGGCCCGGGGCCUUGUCCGAGCGGGAGGAGAGGCCGAGGCCCGGGGCCUUGUCCGAGCGGGAGGAGGGCCCCGGGGCCUUGUCCGAGCGGGAGGAGAGGCCGAGGCCCGGGGCCUUGUCCGAGCGGGAGGAGGGCCCGGGGCCUUGUCCGAGCGGGAGGAGAGGCCGAGGCCCGGGGCCUUGUCCGAGCGGGAGGAGAGCCCGGGGCCUUGUCGCUCCCUGUUGAGAGUUGAGAUGGAAACGCUAGACGAAUUUGAUCAAGAAUAUCCUCUAAGCAAGAUGUUCUGUAGACGCUUAACAAAAGAAGAAUUUGAGUCUGAAGCCCUGACCUAUACAGAAAAAGCGCUGCAGGACUUAUUUCGCACUAUGGAUCAGAACCCAUCACAGUGUGAGAGAGUGGUGCGCAAACGGAAACAGGCUGAACUUGAAAAAGCUGGGUUGAAAUCCUUUAUUAAGGCUAAAUUUUUCACAGCUGUAGAUGGUCGGCUGAACCGCUGCAAUGCUGUUGGAUUGGAUGAAUUACAAGAAAGACUCCAAAACAUGAAGGACGAGAUGAGAAAAGUUCACGUGUAUGCUUGUGAGGCUAAAGGAAGUGCACAAAGGACCUCCAAGCGACUAGCUGAAAAGAGACAGAGAGGGCAGGGUGAGAUUUCUACCAGUGAAGAUUCUACACUACCUUCAGUUACUGCCAUUCCACCACCACCACCACCACCUCCACCUCUUCCAGGUCCCAGUAAUCCAGCACUUAAAACUCCUCUGAAAGACAAGUCGAAUCUUCACACAAGUGAAGCAAAGGUUUUGACAACUCCAGCUCUGUUGGAGAACUAUGGACUGGCCAGGCUCAACCGACGCUGUAAAAGUAUUGCAGAUCUGAGAGUUCCUGAGAAUGACAACAGCACUGAACCCGUCCAAAGUAUCCACUCUGAACUGCUGUCUGCAAACCAUUUCAAGAGACUUCGUUCAACAGGCGUCCAUCGAUCUCCAGGUGGAACACCAUCCAAAGUCCCUAAAAGCCAGCAAGCACAGGAAGGGGAAGUGUGUUCUCCUGCAUCUGCCUUUAAUACAACAUUGUUGAAUAAAUUUCGCAACACAAAGAGUCCGAUUGAGAGUGCUCCGCGAUCACCAUCCAGCAGUGACAGUGAGAGCUCUGGAUUCGCCACACCUCCAGGAAGCCCAUGAGAGAGAGAGAGAAACUCUUAACUCCCAAGAGUGACUGAAAUCUCUGGUUCAGACUCUUUCUUAAGAAAGGGUUUUAACUUACAAAUGUUUGACCUUGAUCAAAUAUUGACAUAAAGAAGAUGUGAUCUGAUCAGCAGAGUAAGAAGUGACCCUGUUUGGAAAACUCAAAAUUAACAAGGUUGUGGGACAAUCUCUUUACAUUAUUGCACUUUAUCUAAUUCAAUACUUGCAAUGUUUGAGAGUUCCACCUUCUUUGAGGUAACUGGGUACAAAUCAGUUAAACAUUAGGAACAUCUUAGAUGUGGCUUCCCACGAUUACCCAGAAAUGUACAGGUUGUAGAAAAUGUUUUUAUUUUUAACUGAGAAUAGUGUACUUCCAAACGUAUUUUGCAAAGUCAAUCACCAUGCUGCCGUGUUUUAAAUACCAUGGAACCUUGACAAAUCUGAAAAGCACUGGUUUCACAAUGUGAAGAGCUCCUAUUAGCCUUAACUUCUGCAACCGUUUUGCAUGAACUCAGAAGAAAGUGAUGCAAAUUGUGCCCUCAUACUGCUUAGUAACAUCAUUUAAUAUUUUCUUUCUGUUUACCUACAGAAAUGAUAAAAAUUUCUAUAACAUGUUGUAGGUAGAAGCUGUUAACCAUGCAUAAAUUCAGUAGGUCCAUUUCUUGUUUCUCUGACUUACUGUAAUUUUUGGAAUAAUGUUUCCAUGAUUUUGUAAACAAAACAAAUGAGGUUUUUGUGCAGUGAUAAUACCAAAAGUGCUAUUUUUCUGUUCACAGCUUUUCAAACUAAAGAGGGCUAAUCUGUAACUAUUUGCAUAUUUAUCCAAAGUUCUGAUUUGCUGGAUUGUAUUUGAUAGGUGCAACAUAAAUUAGGGUAUUAAUUUGUAACUGGGAAGCACCUAAUAUGUGAAAACAAAGGCAUUCUCCCAGGAUCUGUGCUGUCUGUAAUUGUUAAACAGCAACAAGGCUAUUGGAACAGGAUAAUUCAAGGCACUUAUUAAGUCCAUUUAUAGUCCAUGCCUUGGCAAGCAGACGAACCCAUUCCAUUUCUUGUUCCUGUCUCAAAGGUGCUUCUUAGAUGUUCUCUUGAAAAACUCUUGGGAAUAAGGCAAAAAUUUCUAAAGGAUUUAUACAUCUCAGCUGUUGCCUUUGAGAUGGGUUCUAUGAAAGGUCUUGCGCAGUUGCCUUUUGUAUUAAGCAAUAUAUUAAAUCAGGGAUAGAUGUAGAUGUUUUUAGAAGGAUUUACAAAUGGGUUGUGGAUUUUCUAAGCAAGCUUUAAUGACUUUUAUUUUGGGGGUUUAUGCCAAAGUGUUUAUUCUAAAUGAAUGGAUAAAAUCCUGCUUUAUAUUCUGCAGUCUUGCAUUUCUGCAUAUCUGCCUCAUUUAAUCAUCGAACAAAAAUUGUUAUUUUAACAUUAUAUAUUUGAAUUAGUUAGACUUCUGUGCAGCACUGUACAGUUUUUAAUGUACAUAUGAUAUGCACUCUGCACUAUCGCAGUAUUGAGAGUUCACUUGUUUUGGUCAUAGACCUAUGUACUAUAAAACUGUUUCACCACCUCCAUCAUAUUUCAAAGAUUGCUCAGUAUUUUUUUUAACAUAAUAGAAUCUCCAAGAGCAGGUGGUGACAAUGAUGGAGGGCAGCUGCAGCACUCCACCCUCUCCAGAAAAGGUGCCUUUGGGGGACGAAGAAGCAGAGACUGGAUUCCUCACCCCAUUGUAAAUUGCAGGCUUCAUUCCAUGUAAACAGUGUAAAUACUUUCUUGUUUCUCCUUGAUUUCACUUGUAAUGCCUGACGCCAGUCAAAUAAAGGAGCCCUACUUCA
Hemiscyllium ocellatum (epaulette shark) is the source of this 3467-nucleotide messenger RNA. RefSeq lists its product as uncharacterized. NCBI's taxonomy places the organism in Eukaryota, Metazoa, Chordata, Chondrichthyes, Orectolobiformes, Hemiscylliidae. The transcript has 9 exons. The coding region runs from base 1 to 1644 and encodes 547 amino acids. The record is from RefSeq and is a predicted model, not a curated record.